AUGGAAUUAUCGAGAGCUAUCUCCUCCUCAUCAUCAUCUUCAAACACGAAUAACAACAAUAUCACGAGUAUGAUACGAGAGGAUAUUAGGAGAGUGAUUAUAGAAACUUCGGAGAGAGGGUUGCUCCAUACAUCUAAAUGGCUAGGAGAGCAACUGAUAUCACUUCCGAUAGAGACUUUGAAUUUGCCAACGGUACAAAAUGCAAAAACAAUCACAACUAAUACGAUUCAACCAAAUGAACAAAUAUUAUAUGAUCAUUUUGUUUUUGCUAAAACAUUAUUUGAAUCUAAAGAAUACGCUCGGUGUGCUUUUAUUUUACAAAAACAAACAAAGCCUUUCACAAAUGAAUUAUCUAAAAAUUCAAAAGGAUUAUCAUCAUUCUGCAAAAAGUGUCUCUUUCUAGAGUAUUACUCUUUAUAUUUAUCGGGUGAACAAAUGAAAGAACAAGAAGUAUUGGAAUAUAGUUUAAAUAAUUCUUCUACGUCUACGGCUGGUGGUGUUGGCGCCUCCGCCAACGCUCAUCAUCAAAUGAUUCACCAACAGCGCACCCAACAAAAACAUCACAAUCAAACCCAAAACAAAUAUUUACGGACACUCCUGGCAGAUUUGAAAGUUUUACACAAUCUAGACCAAAUGGACUCGUAUUUGUAUUACAUUUUCGGAAUUGUACUCAAAGAAAUGGAGAUGAAAAUUAAGGCUUUGGAUUGCUUUAUCAAAAGUGUAAAUUAUGAGCCAUUAAUGUGGGGCAGUUGGAUUGAAAUGGUUUACAUUUUGAUAGAUUUAAUGCAAGACACUACUCAAAAUGAUCAAAACAAUCAAGCAGGUCUACUUCCAGCAACUUUUAAAAAAUUUAAAAGCAGCACAAAACAACACUGGAUGAUGAAGAUAUUCAAAUCUCGGCUACAAUUAGAGACGCUUUCCAAUCAAGGAAGUUUCACUCAACUCGAUUAUGAAGAGACAACGAGCAAUGAAAAUCAAACUUAUAAUCUCAUUCAAGAACUCUCCACUCAGUUCCCUUAUUCAAAUUAUUUAUUUUCUCAGCUCGCCAUGCUCAGUUAUCACCAACAAGAUUUCCAACAGGCACAAGAAUUUUUCGAACACAUUAAGAAGAAUGACCCCUAUCGAUUAGAGUGUCUAGAUACCUACUCGAAUAUUUUGUACGUGAGAGAAGAGAAAGCAGGUUUAAGCAAAUUGGCUCAUCAACUUCACUCAAUUGACAAGUAUCGAGUUGAGACAUGUUGUGUCAUUGGAAAUUAUUAUAGCUUGCGAGGAGAGCAUGAGAAGGCGGUCCUGUACUUUAAGAGAGCUCUCUCAUUGGAUCCUAAAUAUUUGUCAGCAUGGACGCUGAUGGGCCACGAAUACAUCGAAAUGAAAAACACCAAAGCAGCAGUGAAUGCCUAUAGAAGUGCUGUUGAGAUUCAAUCCACAGACUAUAGAGCUUGGUAUGGAUUGGGACAAACGUAUGAAAUGCUUGACAUGUCUGAUUAUGCUCUCUAUUAUUAUAGCAAGUCGUGUAGCUUGAGGCCGUACGAUGGAAGAAUGUGGGCUGCUCUUGCCAAUUGCUAUGAAUCUUUGGAACAGUACGAUGACGCUCUCAAAUGCUAUCAGCGUGCUUUUGAUAAUCGAGGAGAACAAUUAAGCACUCUAUUGAAAAUGGCAAACAUCUAUCGAAGAUUGGAUCAAAAUGAUCGAGCUGUUGAAUUGUAUUUGAAAUGUUUAGGUCAUUCACCGAAUAGUGUCUCUGGAGACGAAGAUCAACAACUCUCGUCACAACUUCAUCAACAAUUAAGUUCGGCUGAUGAGGCUGGAAUUUUAUUGUUCCUUGCGGAUUAUUAUUAUGAAGCAGCUCAACACGACGAACAAUAUAUUGAAAAUGUGAAACAAUAUUGUAUGCUUUUAAUGGAUGAUCGAUUUACGGGACUUCCUGAGAGAGAUUCUGCCACUCAAUUAUUGCAUUCCUUAAAUGGAGGAACAAGUCUCAAUAACACCAUGGCCACAACGUCGACCUCUCAUCGUUCCACACUAUUUGGUCAAGACUCGGUAUUGAUGUCUCGAGAACAGCAGCAACAAUCAAGAGUAUUCGGUGGUGGGGUUCUCAAUCCACAAGACUACUCAAUUGGUGGUAGUGAUGCUCUGAAUUUCUUGCAGUAG
This is a messenger RNA of Naegleria fowleri, 2151 nucleotides long. RefSeq lists its product as uncharacterized. NCBI's taxonomy places the organism in Eukaryota, Heterolobosea, Eutetramitea, Acrasida, Naegleriidae. Gene Ontology annotation, cellular component: anaphase-promoting complex. Gene Ontology annotation, biological process: cell division. The record is from RefSeq and is a predicted model, not a curated record. The transcript has a single exon. Gene Ontology annotation, molecular function: protein binding. Bases 1 to 2151 code for a protein of 716 amino acids.